This is a messenger RNA of Lathyrus sativus (Indian pea), 450 nucleotides long. The record is from the annotation of a GenBank genome assembly. NCBI's taxonomy places the organism in Eukaryota, Viridiplantae, Streptophyta, Magnoliopsida, Fabales, Fabaceae.
AUGAUCAUGGUGAAUACUCAAGAGGAUGUGUUGGAGAAGAUUGCAACAUUUUCCCAUAGUCUCUUGAAAAAUGUAAUUAUUAUAUCAACAAAUGGAAAAGUUUCUAAAGUAAGAUUUUCUCAAUCUUCAUCAUCGGAUGAAAUCAUGACCUAUGAGGGACGAUUUGAGAUACUACCACUAAAAGGUUCUGCGUUUGUUGGCGCAAAUGAAAGUGAGCAGAAAAGAGUUGGUAGAGUAAAAGGGUCCUUUAUUUCAUUAUCAAAUAGCCGUGUAUUUGGUGGUAAAAUUUCUAAUGUUUUGAUUGCUGCUACUCCAGUCCAGAUAAUACUGGGGAGUUUCUUUUCAGAGGGUCGAGAAGUAGUAUUGUCUUGUCCAAAUGAGCCUCAUGCAGAAGGCCCAAGCAACCCUCCGUCGGUGGUUCAUCCAUCAACGGGAGUAUUGAUAUCUUAG